GCAUAAGUUUCUCGAGGAAAAAGAAAAGAGGAAGCAGUCCCGCCCCCAGAAGAAGCUGGAGGUCGAGCAGAGAAGCAGAAGCAGCUCCACGGAUCUGUUUUAGCCCAAAACCUGAAGCUAAAGCUCGGUUAUUUUAGUCUUUACUUCGGCGGAGCGGCGGUGGACUCAGGGACUUUUGUGGCCAGGACUGUUAGGACAUGAGCUUUAGUUAGAGGAGUUCCAUUUUGUCGCUAAAGUCGUCCAUGCCGCGCUCCUCUGCUCACAUUCCGUGAAGAGGCGGAUCUACUUUACUUUGGAUUGUUGUGCUGCUGGGCGGUUGAUCGGAACAGGGCCGGACCAGAGGCAGGAUGAGUGCAGAAGAAGAACGAUUCAAACUGGUUGUGGUGGGUGGGGGCGGGGUGGGGAAGAGCGCCCUCACCAUCCAGUUCAUCCAGUCCUACUUUGUGUCAGACUACGACCCCACCAUCGAGGACUCCUACACCAAGAUCUGCACCGUUGGGGGGAAGGAGACCCGGCUGGACAUCCUGGAUACAGCAGGUCAGGAGGAGUUUGGAGCGAUGAGGGAGCAGUACAUGCGCUCAGGAGAAGGCUUUCUAUUGGUGUUUGCACUCAACGACCGGGGCAGCUACCACGAGGUGCAGAAGUUCCACACGCAGAUCCUGAGAGUGAAGGACCGGGAUGACUUCCCCAUGGUGCUGGUUGGAAACAAGGCGGACCUGGAGCAUCAGAGAGUGAUCUCCAGGGAGGAUGCCCAGGCGUUCACCAGAGAGAACAGGAUCCACUACAUGGAGGCUUCUGCCAAGAAUCGCCACAACGUGGAUGAAUGCUUCUUGGAGCUGGUACAAAUUAUCAGAAAGUUUCAGGAGAUGGAGAGUCCUCCCCCCCAAGCUCAUCACACAGGGAAAAAGAAGAGCGGGGACUGUCCCUGUGUCCUGCUCUGAGCACUGUUACUAUGGACACCAGAGCCCCGCCCCUCUACAACUUGUCCAAAGAAGAGAGAGAGAGUGUGAGUGUGUGUGUGUGCGUUUGUGCGUGCGUGCAUGUUGGGAGAGAAGGGGGGGAGAGAGAGUUAAGGUGCGUCCGAUUCUUACCAAAUGGUUUCAUUUGCACUUUUGUCAAAAGCAAGUUCUAUAUCAGUGUAAUCUUUUUGUAAUGAGUGGAUGUAAAGGGAUCAGUAGCAGGUUAGUAGUCAGUAGUAUAGUUAGUUUGGUGGAGAAACAGGAAGUCAGUACUGUGUUUUAAUUGUCACACAUGCAGACCGCACACAGUAAGAUUUAGACUGUACAUUUAACUUCUCCUGUGUGAGUAGCAGUGGGCUGCAGAGGCCCGGGGUUGGGGGGGCAGUGUGGGGGUUUGCUGCCCAGCUCCCAAGCCAAGUCCCUACAUACUGAGCAACUGCUGCUCCCCCAAUGCUUGCAAAAAGAAAAAAUCACAUUCACAAUAUGUUGUAGAAAUGACUGCUGUUAGGCAGUAGGAGAGUACAGCAGGGACAUCAUCAUCACAGCUACACAAACAACUAUUCCAAAACGGUGUCUUCAGUGUUAAAUAAUUGACAUGCCAAUGUAAUAUUUCAACUUGCUCAUGAAAGGAAAUCAAGGCCAAGCCACAACAUCCUUGAGCUGUCCGACCCAAAGCCUUCCUGUCUGUCUUCUUCUGCUGUUCCCUUUAGUGUUUACUUCCUGUCUGUCUUCUUCUGCUGUUCCCUUUAGUGUUUACUUCCUGUCUGUCUUCUGCUGUUCCCUUUAGUGUUUACUUCCUGUCUGUCUUCUGCUGUUCCCUUUAGUGUUUACUUCUUAGGUUCAUCUCAAUGUCCCUCCUCGACUCCUCUCUUCCCCUCCUCCGGGACUUGACCCGGAAAUCGAUCAAGACACGCCAUGUUGAAGGACGUCCCAAUACUUGAAAUGCACAGUUGAGGAGGGGUGAGGGAGGACGCUUCCAGAGGAGACGAAAGGGAGGAUACACGAGAGCAGCUGCACAGCCUCUGCUCACUGCAGCUGAUCUUACCGUUAAAGGAGGAUCAGAGUCAUUCAAUGUUUAAAGUGCUUCAUUAGGAGUAAAAUAUAUUAAAUCUCUUAAACGAAUGAGGAGAUCAUACUCUAUAAAAACAUUAAAGUGUGUGAAAUAUACUUACAAAUUCAAUAAUAAUGUUUUGAUUAUAAAAUAGUAACUUAGAGUUCUUACUUGUGGUUUUUUGAUGCAUGUGUGGAUAAAACCCACAGCACGUCAAACAUUUAGGAUAUAUACAAAUACAGGAAGCAUAACUAAUACAUAUGUGAGUGAUUUGUGUCUCGUCUGUAGGACAAAUGAAAUAACAACAUCCAAUACAAAAGUUGAUCUGAAACAAGCUCAAAUACCAUAAUGAGAUGAAUCCAUCAAUUAUUAUUAUAGUUAUGAUUAUAAUUAUAACUUAAAUGAAAUGUUAUACCUGGAAAAACAAAUACAGGACCGAAAAUAAUACAUAGAAAACUAUAAUAAAAGAGAUGAAUGGAAGAGAUGGACGAAAUCAUUUCAAUGAGAAACUGAAUCCCAGGUUUGAAGGGAUUGAUGUGAAGUCCAGUGCCAGGUGAUGCACUGCGCCACCAGAAGUAAAGGGCGUUGUUUAUAGAGACGCUGGAGUGAACGAGGACAUCCCAAUGAAUACCUGAGGACUCCUCUGUCCUCGCGUCUCUUCCUCGUGUCUCUCGCUCGCGUCUUACGGAGGCGGAGCUAAGACGCAAGGAAGGGACGCGAGUGAGGGAAAGGAGGAGGUGAAAUAUUCAAUUGAGAUGAGCCUCUUGUCUGUCUUCUUCUGCUGUUCCCUUUAGUGUUUACUUCCUGUUUGUCUUCUUCUGCUGUUCCCUUUAGUGUUUACUUCGGUCUUCUGCUGAUUUCUCUGUCUUUCAACUUCUUCCUUCUCUUCUUAAGUUUCCUUUUUUCACUGGGUACAGUUAGCCAUCAAGGAUCCAAAGUUGUGUGCUAUCUGCAAAUAUAACACUGAAUUUUCAAAAAGUAUUCCACAGUGUCUCUGAUGAAGUAUCAUAAAUGAAUGUGUUUUUUUCACUCCUGCUGAUGUUAAAUUGAUCUAAAUUCUUUCUGCUGUUGAUGUGACUGCACAUUAGGGCGUCCAUAGCAACACUCUAUCAACAAACAGCAGGCUGCUGAAUGUCCAAAUUGAACAACCAGAUUUGAGUAUUCAACGAAGCUGUGAAAAAAACCAAAGAUAAUCCUUUCAACUGCAUCUCAUGGUCUUCACGUGUUCUCAGUGUUAUUUGUUGGCAGGUGUUAUCAUGUCACUGACGUUUCUUACCUAGCUUACAUGAUACAUGACAACUAAGCCAUCUCCAUGACAACUGAGCAAGCAUUAUUCACCAAUGAUAACUCUGUUUUUAAUCUCACAGAAGCCUAAAUGCUGCCCAGCCCCACAUAGCAUUUCAUCAGAAACAUAAACCAGUCCAGGUGUGCUUGUUGGUGGUCCAGUCUUUUGUCAUUUGGCAGUCUUACUCUACAGACGUGAGAAAUCCUUCUUCCGACCCCGAACUGUGCAGUAGCCCCAUCCCACCACUGGAGGUCACUAUUUCAGCCAAGGGAAGAGCAGCCACCCCCCACCCCCUUCAUAAACGCACUCAGACAAGGCCUGUUAGUCUUAGUACAGUAUAUUAUUAUUGUUGGAGCUCACUUCAGGCCAGAGGUGUAGGGACUGAAUGUCCAGAGUUAAGCCCCCCGUGCUCAGAUAUGUAUUAUUUUAUUAGUAGUGGGUCCAAUUCACAUCUUUAAGGACCUUACUGCUCUUUAUUUGAAAGAAAAAAUAUAAACACAAUGAUGCACACCAAGAAAAAUACUUUGUCAAGUUUACUUGAAAAGAGAAAAAAAUCCCUCACAGUGUAGCCAAAUAUCUGCGUUCUUAUUUGUCAUGUGUAGUGCUUUGGGCAGUUUUGUUUUACUUAUUUUCAUAUUAAUAUCUAUCGUACAACCUGCAAUUCAAACCACUUUGUUUUUAUUAUUGAAAAAAAAGUGAAAUGUAUUUUAUACAUCAUUAAAACAUUUAUCCUAAGAUUUA
Molecule: messenger RNA, 4036 nt
Organism: Trematomus bernacchii (emerald rockcod)
Lineage: Eukaryota; Metazoa; Chordata; Actinopteri; Perciformes; Nototheniidae
Gene: rras
Product: RAS related
Exons: 6
Coding region: 348-941 (197 amino acids)
Biological process (GO): signal transduction
Cellular component (GO): plasma membrane
Molecular function (GO): GTPase activity; GTP binding; GDP binding
Source: RefSeq, a predicted model, not a curated record